Bursaphelenchus xylophilus (pine wood nematode) is the source of this 5431-nucleotide messenger RNA. The record is from the annotation of a GenBank genome assembly. NCBI's taxonomy places the organism in Eukaryota, Metazoa, Nematoda, Chromadorea, Rhabditida, Aphelenchoididae.
AUGACCGGCCGGCUCUUUCUGUGGGCAGUUCUCCUGCAAAACGUUGCCGUCCAGGCCCUUCAUCAUCACGAUGCGGUGCGAGCGAAGCUGGAUAUCAUAAAAAGAAGUAUGGACACAAGAGCUGAUCCUUGCAACGAUUUCUACACUUAUGCUGCCGGAAAGUUCACAUAUGUUGAUUAUGAUCGUGACAGAACGAGACAUCUAAUGGAAUCAAACAUUGGAGAUGAGGUACUAAUUAUUAUGACGAAACGCUUUUUGAUCUUGAUUUAGUUUUUUUUUUAGUCUUUACGCUCAUUUUUUUCAAUUUCAGAUGCGAAACGUGAAGGGAGUUAAGAAGUUGUUCGCAGACUGCGUGAAGAAUCCCGCCGUGAUGGACGAACCGGGACGUACAAAUAUAUACAAUUCGAUUGUGAUGUCUUUCAAAACGAGAGGUUUAAUUUUCCCAUUGAAGAACGAAGUUGUCGCCAAUGACGACGUCCUUUUUACCGACCUGGUCUUGGAAAUGUACACCCAUCUGUUUGAAACGGGAGCCCCGAUUUUUAAUAAAUGGGGUCGCGGUGCUUCAAUGGGGAAGUUAUCUUUGGAGAUUCCACCAAAGGUCGACCAAGAAAAAGCUUGGUAAGUUAUUUGUGCAUCAUACGAACAUAUCAGUUCGUCGGGAAAAUAGUGUGGAUUAAUCGAGCCUUGAAAGCGCCCAUCAUCGCUUUUAUUGCCAGAUUGGGACGACGAGGCGAGAGUUUCACUGCGAUAAAUCCACAUUAUUUUCCCGAAAGACUGGUAUAUGUUGGUGGCGAGUGAUUAAUACUGUGGACCGGGGUUGAUUGAAUACAUGAUAAUCUUCAGGCAGAACUAUUGCCGUGUCGUUGGAGGAUGUGCAAAUCGGGUCCCCUACGAUCGGAAUUACAUGGCGAAAGGCGACGUACGGGCAGAUCAUUUAAAAGCCCGCUUCCUCCACCAAGCUAUGGGUACAAAAUUAGACGACACAUUCCCGGAUAUUGCUUUCUAUGUUCCACAAGUCUUUGGAAAAGAUGUAAGUUUUUAGGUUUCGCCUUGCAGCCCCUCCCCCUUUUUGAACACUCCCCCUCAUUUUGAAAAUUGAAAAAAUGAGGUGUGACAUCUUAUACGAUGAAAAAUUUUUCUCAAUCUGAAAAAAAGUUCCAUCGUAUAAGAUGUCACACCUUAUUCUUUUCAAUUUGAAAAAAAAUUUCGUCGUGUAAGAUGUCACACCUCACGAAGGACGGAAAGGUCCGCUGUGCGGAAAGGUCCGCUGCGCGGAAAGGUCCGCUAAAAAAAAGAAAAGAGGAGGGCGGGGAGGGGGAGGUUUUCGAAGGCGCUGAUUUCGAAUAUCGUAUCCAUUUUUUCUGAGUUUUACAAUUUUGCUUAGGCAGUAGUGUUAACUAGUAAUUUUAAAAAAAAAAUUUUUGAGUAAGAUUUAGACGUAAGUUAUAUUGUACUUGAUGUUUUGAUUUUUAGGUGUGACUAGUCUCAAAAAAAUUUUUUUUUGAAAUGUUUUCGCUUCGAGACUUGAAAAAAAGGAUUUUUUGUGAAAUUUAAAUAAAAUUUGAAAUUUUUUCGCUUCGGGACUGGGAAAAAAAAAAGAAUUGUUUGGAAAAUUCAACAAAAUUUUGAAAUCUUUUCGCAUCGGGAGUAGAAAAAAGGGUGUCUGACUGAAUAUUAACUGUGGUGCCGCCAGCACUAAAAUUUUGUCUAAAACCAAUGGUACCACCUGGUACUAUAUAGUACCACGUGUUUUUGGGUUCUACUAAGCACCAAACCAACGCCAUUACCGCCUUACGGCCAAAUUUGCACCUCGUACUAAAUAGUACCAGGUAGUAAUAUUUAGUACCAAGUGUUAAAAAUGUGUUUUUAAGCAGUACUAGGCACCAAAACAACACCAUUAACGUCUAAAAGUGUUAUAAGUCGAAAAAAUUUCAAAAAGAAUCCCUAAAGGUAGUAAAGUAACAGAAACCCAGUUUUCAUAUUCAGUCAUUUCAUACUCAGUCAGCUCGAAAAAAUUUCAAAUUUUAUUCAGAUUUCACAAAAAAUCCUUUUUUCCAAGUCCCGAAGCGAAAACAUUUCAAAUUUUAUUCAAAUUUCACAAAAAAUCCUUUUGUUUCAUGUCCCGAAGCGAAAACAUUUCAAAUUUUAUUCAAUUUUCACCAAAAAAUCCUUUUUUCCCACCCUCUUCUUUUCCUUUUUUUAGCGGACCUUUCCGCAGCGGACCUUUCCGCACAGCGGACCUUUUGGUUUAGCGGACCUUUCCGUACUCAAUCGUCACACCUCGUUUUUUCAAUGUUCAAAAUGUGUUCAAAAAAGGGGGAGAGUUCAGCCUUUUUUGGGGUAGAGUUGAAAAAGGGGUAGAGUUCAGAUUGGGGGAAAGUUCAGAAAAAGGGGGAGAGUUCAGGCUCAACCGACUUUUUUCAGCCCAGCCAGUCUGCUCAUCGUGCCAACUUUCUGAAUCAUCUAAUGGAGUAUUUAACCGAUCAAACUCUCCAAACGCCAAAGUUUCGCCACUGUGAAGAAUACAUUCAAAAGGCGUUUCCCUUUCAAGUUUCCAAAAUUGCCUACGAAGCGGAGAUGCAAGACAAGGAGCGAUUUGAUCAGCUGAAGGCAAAAUUCGUCGAGGAAGGAAGAACGAUUAAGAAAACGGCCGAACGUAUGCUGCAAAACGCAAACUUCAAGCAGAAUCGGACCCGACAGAUUUUUCUGGACAUAUUGGCGAAGAAUGAGUUCAACUUUUUGGAUCAGCCAAUUCUGACGGGAGAUGAGCUGAAUGCAGCGGAUGUGCGGCUUUGGGAUGCGCCGUUUUUGAGGAGAUUUAAGAAUGGAAUAGCCCAUAUCUUCAAGCUCAACGCGGUGAUAAAGCUGAAGAAUUUUGUCCUCCCAGUGUACAGGGUAGGUCUAUUCAAGUAACACGUCAAUCCAGCGCAUUUCCUGAGCCGUUUCGAAACUUCGUAUUGUUCCAGUAUUCCAACAGAAUACCUUUUUCGGUUACGUCCGAGCCUUGAAUUGGCACUCUUUUUUAGCUAGCCCUCGCACGUCAAACUGAGAUAAGCUAAAACAGUCCGGUGAAUGGAUGGAAUCCUUCGAUUGCGACCCCGCUUGAUUGCGACCUCGCAUCGAUUGCGACCCCGCAUCGAUUGCGACCCAAAAUGGGGUAAAGCGACCCCGGGAUGAAAAUUCCUUGAUUCUCUUCGGGAAAAACUUGCUUUAGGGGUUUUCGAGGGUGCUGAUUUCGAAAAUCAUGUUCAUUUUUCCUCUAGUACUACAUAGUACUGUCUGAUACUAUAUAGUACGAAGUCAAAAUAGGCGUACUAAGCACCAGAACAACACCACGAACGCCUAAAGGCCAACUUUAACCUCGUACUACAUAGUAUCAGAUAGUACUAUAUAGCACCAAGUCUUUAAAACGUGUUUUUGAAGAGUACUAAGCAUCAAACCAACACCAUUAACGUCAAAAGCGAUAUUUUCACUUCGUACUAUAUAGUAUCAGACAGUACUAUGUAAUACUAGAGGAAAAAUGAACAUCAUUUUCGAAAUCAGCACCCUCGAAAACCCCUAAAUCGAGUAUUUAACGUCAAAAGCGAUAUUUUCACUUCGUACUAUAUAGUAUCAGACAGUACUACGUAAUACUAGAGGAAAAAUGAACAUCAUUUUCGAAAUCAGCACCCUCGAAAACCCCUAAAUCGAGUAUUUAACGUCAAAAGCGAUAUUUUCACUUCGUACUAUAUAGUAUCAGACAGCACUAUGUAGUACUAGAGGAAAAAUGAACAUCAUUUUCGAAAUCAGCACCCUCGAAAACCCCUAAAGCAAGUUUUUCCCGAAGAGAAUCAAAGAAUUUUCAUCCCGGGGUCGCUUUACCCCAUUUUGGGUCGCAAUCGAUGCGGGGUCGCAAUCGAUGCUGGGUCGCAAUCGAUGCGGGGUCGCAACCGAUGGAAUUCGAAUGGAUUGGUAAUUUGCCAAAAAAAGACGCGAAAAAACGUUUUGUCGCGGAAGAAAUGGGGAAUUUUUGGGGCGAGAGAGUACGUUUUUGCGUGUCUUUUUUCUCUCUUUCUCUGCGAAAUAGACGAAAUGUAAAAAACCGAUAGCGAAGAGUCUCUUCCGGUCACCGGAAUCCUCAGUUUGACGUGCCAGUUCAAAACCGUUUUUUCUAACUAUUAAUAUGGGAUAGGAAAAACAGUAUGGCUUUCUAUUUUUUCAGGAAUAAAAUUUUGAUAUUUUAUUUUCAGUCUUUUAUAUUUACGAACGACCAUCAAAUUUACUUUUCCUUUGGCGCUGUUGAAUUUCCAGGCUACGAUGUUGACUUUCCCGCGUCUCUCGAUUUCUCCGGAACAGGGUUUUUGAUGGCCAAGACAUUAAGCGAGGAGAACUUUGGCAAGUGAUGAAAUUUACCCUAAAAAUAAUUUCCCUUUUUUUAGGAUUUCAAUUUCUGGAAAGUGACAAGGACCCGGACAAGGAGCAUCGUGCUCGGUGGGACUGUAUUACAAAGCUCUACCGUGAACAAUGUGAUCCACAAGGAGUGGACUGGUGUGUCCAUACGCAAGUGGCGAUCCAUGUUGGUGAGUACUAGCCGCAUUACGGCAGGACUAGAUAAAAAUUCCUGGGGGCCUGUUUUCCCUGGAAGUUAACCGAAGCAGCUGGGGCGCGAAAACAAGUCGUGAAAGUUUGCAUAAUUGAGCUGCCGAUGAUUUUUCUUUUUGAACCGUUCUUGAGCAACUUUACGUUUUUCUAUUUUCAUUCUGCAGCGGCGGAAAAAAGAGAAAUUUUUGCUUCGACCACACGCCUCCAAACAAGCGUCCACACGUUUUAGACUUACAUUAAUGUCAUUUUAGGUAUUCGUCUGGCCUAUUCUUCCUACUUCGCCCUUGGAAAUAUGUCGGAGCCCCGAUUAAUUCCACAGUUCUCUAACAAACAACUUUUUUUGAUCAACUUAGCCCAGACAGUGCAUCUUUGGUCAAUGUAUCGUCGUCUGCCAGCUCCACUCCGUGUUUGGGGAAGCAUUGCCAAUUUUAAAGGAUUUGCCGAGGCUUUUGGGUGCCCUGUUGGUUCGAAAUACAACCUUCCAGCGGACAAAAGAUGCAAUAUCUUUGACUUUGACGUCGAUAGCCCAAGUUUCACGACGACCACGACCACCACCACAACUACAACGACCACUACAACAACUACUACAACGACUGCACCAACUACCACUGCUGUAACUGACGCAACUCCUCAUGCCAGUACAAACACCCCACCGGCACCUGAACGAACUACUCCCUCUGAGCCAAGAACUACUCCCUCUCCGCCAAGAACUACUCCCUCUCCGCCUUCGCCGGACCCAGGCGGUAACCACACCGAAUAUGGAGAAGCUGCCUCCAAAAAAUCGAUUCUAUUGUCUCCGCCGUAUUUCUCAUAUCUCCUUUUGGGAUUUGCCCAUGUUAUGAUCCAAUAA